AUGCUGCAUUCUUGUCUACGCGUUUGGCACCAAUGUCCACGUAGUUUCUCUCGCGCCUACCACUUGAAUCCCUUUAAAAUUCUAUUCCUCGGAAGAGAUGAGUUCUCUUGCGCCAUAUUUGCGCGUCUUCACGCUUCACCAGAUGUCUGGGACUCAAUAACCGUCGCUACUCACCCAGAUACACGCGUUGGGAGAUCACCACUUCGUACUCUUGCAGAGUCCGCCAACAUCCCAGUGACCUUCAUCCCCGAGGAAAAACCCGAUUUCAAGCAUUGGGAACCUCCUUCACCAUUCCUUGAUCGUCUGCCAAACCACCUUCUCAUAACUGCGUCGUUUGGCCGUAUCCUCACCCCCUCCCAACUUGACCGUUUCGCGCCAGACCACCGACUCAAUGUGCACGGGUCGGUUCUGCCCGCGUAUCGUGGCCCAGCCCCGAUACAACACGCUAUCCUUGACGGAGUUGCCGAGACUGGAGUGUCGGUCGUCCGAAUGCUGAAGCGGGGUGUGGACAAGGGACCAGUUUGGAGGACUGCAAGUCUGGUAUUGUUGUCUCUUCCCCCAAAUAUCGUAUCUGAUACCUCUAAGCCAGUUCUUCCCAGCGCUACUUUCAUCUCCCUUCGUGACGAGCUAGCAGAGGUCGGAGGAAAAUUAUUGGUUGAUGUUUUGCGGGAUAUGAAGCGAGGAACGGCCAUAUCAACCCCUCAACCGCCAGAGACAUCGACAAAACACGCCAGCGCUAUCACGACCGCUGAUGCUAUACGUGUAUUGACGACCUGGCUACAAAACGGCAUUCGUUUACAACUUCAUGAUCCGUUUCUACCACCGUCUCCUCUGCCCGCCCACUACUCCGUUCCCUCCUCGGUUCCAGGCUCUGUGUCAUUUGCCAAACCGCUGCGAGCACUGCUCGUUCGCUGUGCCGACAACUCGCUGGUCGCUAUACCACGUGUCAAGAAGGAGAAAAAGCCGACGGUUAUUGAGGCCAGGGAGUUUUGGAACGGCGCUCUCCCCAGUCCUUCUUGCAUGGUCGAUGGGGAAGUCCGCUUCAGAAUGGCAGACGAGACGCAUGGUAAGACCAGGACAUUCAAUUUUACCCCGCUCUAA
Messenger RNA from Mycena indigotica, 1101 nucleotides. RefSeq lists its product as uncharacterized. The coding region runs from base 1 to 1101 and encodes 366 amino acids. Gene Ontology annotation, molecular function: methionyl-tRNA formyltransferase activity. Gene Ontology annotation, cellular component: mitochondrion. The transcript is spliced from 5 exons. Lineage: Eukaryota; Fungi; Basidiomycota; Agaricomycetes; Agaricales; Mycenaceae. The record is from RefSeq and is a predicted model, not a curated record. Gene Ontology annotation, biological process: biosynthetic process; conversion of methionyl-tRNA to N-formyl-methionyl-tRNA.